AUGUUCGUUACUGUGAUAUUUGGUGAGGGAAGAGAGGAGAUAUUGAACCUAAAUUGCAAUGUUAUAAACUUCAUCCACUGCAUAAAAGAAAAAUGCAAUCUGGAUCCCCAAGAGACUGUGGACUUGAUGGACAGGAUGGGAGAGCUGGUGAACUUGGCAGAGAGAGCACAGAGCAACGACCUCGUCAGCAGUUUGCUGAAGGAGAGAGAGAGCUAUAUUCCAUUACAUGUAUCACGAGGUGAAGGCAGUGAAGGUCCAAAGUAUACUGCAGUGUUUGACUUUGGGACAAGUUACCCUGAGCUAGCAGAGAUUCUGAGAAAACUGUCAAAUCCUUCAAAGGAGAGGGACAAAAGGGGUGGAGCAUCUAAAAGAGGAGUAAGUCAAAACCGCAUCAAAGCUGCAGUCAACUUUAAGAAAGCCAUCACAACACCUCGGAGCUGA
This is a messenger RNA of Sinocyclocheilus rhinocerous, 441 nucleotides long. RefSeq lists its product as uncharacterized. The coding region runs from base 1 to 441 and encodes 146 amino acids. The record is from RefSeq and is a predicted model, not a curated record. NCBI's taxonomy places the organism in Eukaryota, Metazoa, Chordata, Actinopteri, Cypriniformes, Cyprinidae. The transcript has 5 exons.